AACUAAUUCAAUGAUAUUGCUUCAAACAGCAAUAUUGAAUUCUUACAAAGAAGAAAUGGCUUUUUAAAAAUUAUUAAUAAAAAUAAAAAUAAAAAAAAAAAAAAAAGAACAAUCUUUUCGGUAACACGAUCAAAUUAAAUCAAGUGUAAUGUAAUCUUAAAAUUGACAAACUUUAAAAUUCAAAGCGCGAUGUCUUCAUUGAUCGUAGCACACGAUCAACGGAUCAUGAUGUUAGAAUUCGCAGUUGAGAAUUUGCACGUACCGUGGAAUUCCAUCUUUGACAAAGCAAUUUUGAAAAAGGUAACGGUAAUGUUUCGUUUUUUGGAUGAGGAUUGGACCGAGCUUUUACCAAAUCGCCGCGAUUAUUGUUCCUAUCGUGGCUCGAAUUAUGAGAACGAACGAUUUUAUGGUGGACGUUCGGUAGUUUUCGCCUUACCUGAAUCGUCUUUAGAAAAACCUAUGAGUGCUAUCGAUAUUCAAAUUUACGUAUUUAAAGAGAUAUGUGAUUAUUUCGAGCUCGACUCCUGCGAGAAUAUUGGAUUCAUAUUAUUGAGAGUCGAUCAUUUGAUUAAUGCCAUUAUCAAGGAGUUAAAAGAACGUAAAGAACUUGGUUUAUAUUUAUGCAAUUCUCAUGAAAACGAGCCUAUUUCAAGAUCAUUGGUAGGAACUUACACUUUGAUAAACGACGACUUAAAAAACACUGAUGCAACAAUAAAAAUAUAUAUACGUAUCACUUAUCUUGGUAAUUGCGUUAUCACUGAAUUCGAGAAUAGUAGAGGUAUAAAAACGGCAUUUCAUUGUCGUAAGGAUAACGUUGAAGGACAUCCUUACCAAUUACGCGAGUUAACAUCAGAGAAUCUUAAGACUGGUUGUUGGGGUAGUCAAUCCUAUUUACCACCGGCAUUUUUAAAGAAGUUAAAGUGUUACUGUGAAAAGGAUAAGAUAGAGAAAAAAAUAUUAGCCCAAAUGAUAGCAGAUGCUGAAGCUGCUCGUGCUGCUGAAGCUGCUCGUGCUGCUGAAAUAGCUCGUGCUGCUAAAGCUGCCCGUGCUGCUGAAAUAGCUCGUGCAUCGGAAGCUAUUCGUGCUUCUGAAGAAGCUCGUGCUGCUGAAGCUCGUGCUGCUGAAGCUGCUAGUGCUGCUGAAGCUACUGCAUUGAAAGGUCUCGGGAAAGAAGAAUCUAAGAAGGACAAAUCUAAAAAGAAGAGCUUGGAUACCGCUGAUGCUCAGAUCCUUGCUAAUAUCGAUAAUCUUUAUGAAGAAAGGAUUCGUCUUUUAAAGGAAGCAAUGAAGGAACAAAAAGGUCGAGGAUUAGGUGCCGCUGGAAUAGCUUUUGAUAGGAAAGAUGGAAAAAAGAUUUGUUCUCCAUUAUUUACUAUACCUUGUACUCAAUUUUGUUCACCUACCUUUAGUUCUUUUUCUCCCUGUUUGAAUUUUAUACCUUUUGUCAGUCCAGAACAUUUAACAUUUACAACACACUGCUUGUGAAACAGAAUAUGUGCAAUAAAAUACAGAUAAAAACUUAUUGAACUUUAGUUAUUCAUUAAAUUAGAUAUUUCAAUGAAAUUAAAUUUUGAUCUUUGGAUCAUUGAUCACAUUUAAUAUCAACAAAAACAAAUGUAUGACAGACUUUGAUAUUUAUCGAUCUAGUAAACAUCGAAACUUUCUCUUUCUAAACGUGAAAACUAAAAUGGGAUCCAUGGAUAAGGCCCAUGGGUGUGGGGCUUUGUACGGGCUAUUGUCUCAGCAUUGCGUAGAGUUUCUCUUCUUCUUUUUCAGGAAUCAUCGACGGAUAGAUUCAUCUGUGAUCAGAUGUUCAGAUCAGUGUUCGAUUGUAUUGUCGAAUAGCUCGAUUUAUCAUCGAUUUUUACACGAGAAUACGAGAAGGAUAGGAGAACAAUUGCGCGAGUAUUGGAGGACCCAAACAUGGAUCUCGUGGUUAAAAGUCCUACCGGGGAUUGCGCUGUUAUUGUUCGAAAUUCGGAAAGCACGAACAGUUGUGCUUAAUAAUCCAUUAUGUCUGAAGCUGACGAUGUCAGACAGUGGAGCUAUCCAGUAGAGUCAACGUUAGCCCGUGGAUCUUCAUAUGCAGCAAAUUCCACGUAGUGAGACCUGGAUCGAUAAUACUUGCG
Molecule: messenger RNA, 2129 nt
Organism: Vespa velutina
Lineage: Eukaryota; Metazoa; Arthropoda; Insecta; Hymenoptera; Vespidae
Exons: 4
Coding region: 190-1485 (431 amino acids)
Source: RefSeq, a predicted model, not a curated record